Messenger RNA from Funneliformis geosporum, 387 nucleotides. The record is from the annotation of a GenBank genome assembly. Lineage: Eukaryota; Fungi; Glomeromycota; Glomeromycetes; Glomerales; Glomeraceae.
UAUCCAGAUGUGAAUCCAUGCUUAUUAUGUGGAAAAGAAAUUUAUUCUGCAUUGAAUUCACCAUACAAAGAAUUUACCUUAGCUUUGUGUAAAUACAUCUUUCACCAGAAGUAUCUCGAAAAGUAUCUAGUAAAUGAUACUACCUCUAAGCAAGUGAAUUUAGGAGAUAAAAUACCUAUUGAUGAAACCAGUGAUGUAUAUUUUCGAUGUCCCAAACAUUUUGAGACUAUCCCACACUAUAUUUUAAAAUGUCUCACAUUAAGUCCCAAUGUCUCAGGCCAUAUCCCAAAAAUUUCCCAUGACAAUACUGAUGAGACUGAUAUAAUUCUUAUGAAUGAACUAGGAAUAUUAGUGGAAAGGAACAAAGUUCAUAUAAGACUAUUAUGA